CACCGUCUCGUUUCUGUCUAGUUUUCUCUCGAAUUGAACAACGCAGUUGCUCAUGAAUUGUGAUUUAUUCUGACUUACUCGAUGCAGUUGUGUUAAUUUUACCCAGAUAUCAUCGUGAUUGGAUUUCCGAAAAGAAAUCGCUUGAAGUUGUUGUGAUUUGUAUUUUAUCUCGUCGGAUCUUGUGGUGGCAAGUACGAGGUUAGAUUGCUUUUCGGUGGAGCAAACUAAAUUUGUGGUUUUGUGCACCCCUGAGAAGAACUGGAUACAUAAUCCUGAUGUAAUUUUCUCCCUGUGCCCCUCAUGUGAUACUCCUCAGCAAUGACUCAAUCACAUACUACACGAGACACUGUUAUUCAUCUAGUGGCCGGAGGGAUCGCAGGCACUGCAGGUGCCAUUGUAACAUGCCCUCUGGAAGUUGUUAAAACACGCCUGCAGUCGUCACAAAGCGGGUUCCAUAUGUACAAAAUGAAUGUUCCUCCAAUUGCUUCGACUGAAGGCGCCAAAAGCCAAGUAACCUGUAAAAGUAUUAUGUCCGAUCAGCGUCGGAAGCUCAACACUAUUAGUCCCAAACAUUCAGCUCAAUUAUUUGCCUUGACACAUUGUAGUGGAGUAAGCAGGAAUGCAAAUGUUAACAGUUCUGCUGGUUUAAUUCAAUGCAUUAAGUACAUAAUGGAAUUCGAAGGACCUGGAGCGUUGUUUAAAGGCCUCGGUCCAAAUUUAGUCGGUGUAGCACCCUCACGAGCAAUAUAUUUCUGUUCUUACUCUCAGUCAAAACAAUUUUUUAACUCCUUCCUUAGGCCUGAUACGCCAAUAGUCCACAUCUGUUCUGCAGCUUGCGCCGGAUUCACAGCAGCAACUGCUACAAAUCCAAUUUGGUUUGUGAAGACAAGACUACAGUUACAUCAUAACAAGAAUUUAACUGCCAGUGAAUGUAUUCAAAGGAUAUAUAAAACCCAGGGUAUCAGAGGAUUUUACAAAGGUAUUACUGCCUCUUAUUUCGGAAUAUCAGAAACAAUAGUACAUUUUGUGAUAUAUGAAUCAAUUAAAGCUAAACUAAACGCACGAAGGAUGGCCAGUUCCACAUCAGACAAUGAUUCCAAGUCAUCUCAAGAUUUUCUUGAAUUUAUGGUAGCUGGUGGUGUUUCAAAGACUGUAGCAUCUUGCAUUGCUUAUCCUCAUGAAGUUGCAAGAACAAGAUUGCGUGAAGAAGGAACAAAGUAUCGGAGUUUCUUCCAAACAUUAGCGACUGUAUAUCAUGAAGAAGGACAUCGAGGUCUGUACAGAGGAUUAAGCACGCAAUUAAUCCGUCAGAUACCAAACACAGCAAUCAUGAUGGCUACCUAUGAAGCAGUAGUUUACUUUUUAACUUCCUACUUUGAUGCUAAGGACUCUAAUUUCUAUCAGGAAGAUGAGACAUGAAACGCCGAACUAGAAAUGGGAAAGUGUUUGACCUCAAAUCUCACCUCACCAAGGACAAGUUGUAUGACCUGUUACCUCCUGCUGACUAGUGGCACUUGGAUGGCGAUAAUCCUUAUUUCAUCUUCAGGUUGUCAUAAAGCUUCUUUUGCCAGAUUCCUUACUAGUUAAAUCAAAACCCACCAUCAAGACUUAUCAUAGACUCCUCAUCUGGCGGUCAAAGAAGCAUGUCUCUUAAAAUCUAGAAGCACCGUAAUUUCUGUCUAUUGAAGUAAUGGCGGGUUUUCCUGUCGAUAGAAAUUGAGACCAUAAUCAAAACUUUCUUUGAUUUUUUAUAACUCCUGUCUGCCGCUGAAUAAUUUAUUAAGCACACACAUAAAAUAUUAGAUUAGCCUGAAGUGUGGAAAUAAGUAGCAUUUAUGCUGAACUUGGAACGCACAUUGACUGCCAGUUUUAUCUCAGAACCAAAUAUUUAAUUUAUGUUGAAAAUAUAUGUAAUUGAUUGACUGAAUCAGCAAUGUUCUAGCAGGAAUUUUGCGUCGAUCUCCGACCAAGAGCUCAUAUUGUCAUCAGAAAGGAAAUAUAAGGUUGUGACAUAAACCUGGUGCUUAGGAUAUCUGUAAUUAAAAUUCAGAAUGUCAGUAAUCCUCACGAAUGCUGUUAGAAGUUAAUGGAUUUGUUGUAGGCUUAAGUAUUACUAGUAGACCUUUUUCUCAAAAAGUAGCCUAAGAUCUUGAAUAAUUGACUUCCUUCUUGCAUUUGAACUGAUUUGAUGUUGAGAGUUUAAUGAUUACUCGCAAAAAGUUUUUACCUAUUAGAAAGUAUGAAACUGUUGAAAUUGUUUUUUAAAGAGCGGCCAUUAGCAUCCAUAUUAUUAUGUUCAACCGUAUAUUAGUUUUUAGGUAAUUUUUUACAGUUAUGAAGCUGUUGUUGCCUUCGUUGAAUUGCUCCAAACCAAUCGAAUAUCGAUUGACUAUGUCAUUCUUGGAAAAAGAAUAUUUUGUAAAAACAACUGAAAUAAAAAUGUUAAUUCUGUUCAAA
Messenger RNA from Bemisia tabaci, 2457 nucleotides. RefSeq names its product replication in mitochondria 2 (gene Rim2). NCBI's taxonomy places the organism in Eukaryota, Metazoa, Arthropoda, Insecta, Hemiptera, Aleyrodidae. Gene Ontology annotation, biological process: pyrimidine nucleotide import into mitochondrion. Gene Ontology annotation, molecular function: pyrimidine nucleotide transmembrane transporter activity. The record is from RefSeq and is a predicted model, not a curated record. Gene Ontology annotation, cellular component: mitochondrion.